CUCUCUUUCCUUCUAAUGGGUUUUGUUUUUCAAGAAUCAAACAUUGAGGAGACUGUGCGAGCACUGAAAGGAAAGGAUGAGGUGAUUGCUGACAAGGAGAAGACAAUAAAAAAGAAGUCAGAGAGGGUUAAGUCAUUGUCAACUGAGUUGGCUUCUCUACAGAAAAAGGGAACACUAGAUGCCGAGGAGCAAGUUGGAAAGGCUCGUGCACGAGCUGAUCAGCUUGAAAAGCAAGUUGAGAGACUAACGGAGGAAGUUGAAUUGAAGAAUAAGGAGAAAAAAGACUUCGAAGCACAUAAAGGUGAAACUGAGAAGAGAGUAACUGAGUUAAAUUUGAAGGUUGACAAGCUCCAGAAGACCAUUGAUGAACAGAAGGAGAAACUGCAAAAAACUGAACGAGCUCUUCAACUUGCUGAGGAGGAAAUGAUUAGAGCAAGGUUUGAAGCCACAUCGAAGAUGAAGGAGCUCAUGGAGGUGCAUGGGGCAUGGCUUCCACGUUGGCUGGCAGUUCAUUGGACUCACUACCAGUCUCUCUUGGAGAAGCAUUGGCAGGAGCAUGGAAAACCUGCCAUGGACAUAAUGAUACAGAAGGCAGUUGAGAAGAAGGCCCAAGCUGAGGUAUGGGCUGCGCCACAUGUAGAAACAGUCAAAACAAAAUGGAUGCCAGCUGUGAAGGAACAGUGGGUGGUAAUCACCACUAACCUCAAGCCACAUGCAGAAUUGCUAAAGACCAAAACAUUUGAGAUUUAUGAAACAUCUAAAGGUGCCAUAACUCCACAUAUCGUCAAAGUUCAGGAACUAGCAGAACCCCACGUUCAGGAACUUAAAAAAUUCAGCAAGCCAUACAUUGAUCAGGUUGCCACUGCUACAAGACCUCAUGUUGAAAAAGUCCGUAUUGCUGUAAAGCCAUACACAGAUGUGGCAGUUCAUCAUUAUGGGAAGUUCCUUGAAUCUGCAACAGUAUACCAUCAUCAGCUGCAAGACACAGUCGAUGAAACACUGAAGAAACAUGAGCUUACAAGACCUCUUGCAACAAAGGAGUUUGUCUGGUUUGCUGCCUCAGCGGUUUUGGCUCUGCCUGUUAUGAUACUGUUCAAACUUUUGUCGGCCAUUUUCUGCACAAAGGCAAAGAAACCCAGCCGAAAUGGUCAUUCACACCAUUCACGUCGUAAGGCCAAGAGGGUACACGCAGACAAGUAGGAAGUACAUUGCUUUCAUCAGAAAUCAAGCGCUUUACAGUCACAGGUUGGUUGUCAUUCUGUUGCGCGGGAUGUUUGAAGUGUCGAGUCAUCGUGCAGAACCUUCUUGUUUUUGAAGUUUCUUGCCGUAGGUUUUUCAUGAUGUGCAUAAAGCAUAAAUUGGGGAUACAGAGGAGUAGGUUUGAUAUUUUUUUGGUGUAUCACUGCUUUUGCUUUGGUUCGUGUAACUAUGAUCUGCGUGCUGUUACGUUAGAAACUUGUCUCUUUUUCCACAUCAAAGUUAUAUUGACUUAGUUGUAUUAUUUAUUAAAAUACAAAAAAUCUUGUCUUAGUUGUAUUAAGAUCUGCAUACUCAUAUUUGAUAUUAUCUUUUCUAAUCA
Messenger RNA from Nicotiana tabacum (common tobacco), 1579 nucleotides. The record is from RefSeq and is a predicted model, not a curated record. NCBI's taxonomy places the organism in Eukaryota, Viridiplantae, Streptophyta, Magnoliopsida, Solanales, Solanaceae.